AUGUAUAAACAACUAUUGCUGUUGUGCAUCACUUUGACAGUGGCACUUGGUGCUGCUGUUCCACCCAUUCCAACUCCAACUCAGUACUACAUGAAUGGAACAUUCAACAUCCCAUACUUCAACAUCACUGAGCCAAUCGAGUUGAUCUACGACAGCGUCAACAACCGUCAGUACAUCAGCUAUUACAAUGGCCUCGACGUCACCUUGAACUUCUUCAACGACGACGUUACCUUCUCGGUUGGACCACGUGUCAACACCCAGAUCUGUCAGUCCAUCCCAGGCAACGGAUCGCUCGUCCAGCUUCUGCCAACCGACCCAUCCACCUGGGUCUACAACGGUACCUCCACUGUCAAUGGUGUCAACGUGUUCUCGUACUCCCAAAAGGUCGUCAACUAUGGUGUCGCUGCUUUCUACACCUUCUACAUGGAUGCCCAAGGAGUGCCAAUCCAGUUCUACCUGGACGGCGUUGACUUUAUCUUUGACUCCCAUCCCGACAUCUACGUGUUGAACUUUGACACUUUCACCACCGACAUUAGCCCAUACGAGUACCUCUUCAACGUGCCACCCGUCUGUGGCAAGGCCGAGAAGGGCGAGCCAAAGACCAACACCUUUGCCGGUCUCUUUGAGCAGGUUGCCAAGGAUGUCCAUGCCAAGCAUGAGGCCACCAAGGACGAGUUCAACCAAUACAAGACCCAGUACAACAAGGAGUACUCUGGUGACGAGCACAACGAGCGCUUCAACAACUACAAGGCCUCCCGUGAGAUGAUCAUCAAGCACAACUCCAAGGAGUCCACCUACACCCUGGCCAUGAACCACUUUGGUGACAUGACCCACGAGGAGUUUGAGCAGAAGAUCAAGCCACGCGUCCCACGUCCAGACCACAACGGUGCCCACGACGUUCAUGACGACGACCGUGUCAAGGCUCUCCCAGCCACCGUCGAUUGGAGACAGCAAGGAUGUGUCACCAAGGUCAAGGACCAAGGUGUCUGUGGUUCAUGCUGGACAUUCGGCUCCACCGGUUCACUCGAGGGAGUCAACUGUAUCGCCACUGGCAAGCUUGUCUCGCUCUCUGAGCAGCAAUUGGUUGACUGUGCCUACCUUGGUCAGUCCCAAGGAUGUGGUGGAGGUUUCGCCUCUGACGCCUUCCAGUACAUCAUGAACUUUGGAGGCAUUGCUUACGAGCAGACCUACCCAUACUUGAUGCAGAACGGUUACUGUGCCGAUUCCACCUCGACCCUCUCCACCGUCAAGGUCAAGAGCUACGUCAACGUCACCUCCUUCUCUGAGCCCGCUCUCCAGAACGCCGUUGCCACCGUUGGACCAGUUGCCAUCGCCAUCGAUGCCUCAGCCCCAGACUACCGUUUCUACCAGAGCGGUGUCUACUACUCGACCGUCUGCCAGAACGGCAUUGACGACCUCGACCACGAGGUUCUCGCCAUUGGCUACGGCACCUACCAAGGCUCCGACUACUGGUUGGUCAAGAACUCAUGGUCCACUCACUGGGGUAACCAGGGAUACAUCAUGAUGGCCCGUAACAGAGGAAACAACUGUGGUAUUGCCUCGCAACCAACCUACCCAGUCGUC
Molecule: messenger RNA, 1584 nt
Organism: Acytostelium subglobosum LB1
Lineage: Eukaryota; Evosea; Eumycetozoa; Acytosteliales; Acytosteliaceae
Exons: 2
Biological process (GO): immune response
Cellular component (GO): lysosome
Molecular function (GO): cysteine-type endopeptidase activity
Source: RefSeq, a predicted model, not a curated record